AUCAUAUUAGAGACUGAAAUUUCUUCAACAGCUUAGAUAUCGUCCUCUAGACAAUAUAAGAUAUACCUAGGUGUUUAUUUAAUACCGAUUGGGUACUAUCAUCUAGUGUCUAUCCGACAAUACGUACCGAGUACUUCUAUUCGACUUGGGGUCCGAGAUGCUCUAUGUACUCUGGCCGGCCACAGGCCUUACGCUUCGGUACCUCCAAGUACCUCCAGGUACCUCCUACAUUUAUCUGAGAUUACUUACUUACUCAGUACUGAGAGUACAUAUAAUUGUGCACCUAGGAAUGUUCCUUUGUUCAGGCACUCAAUGAUUCGACUUCAGUGCCAUUGUUGCAUCCUCACUUUCGUACUCCGUGGCUUAGGGUUGGCCAGGCGUUAUAUAGUGCUCGAGACCUUUGCUGAGGCACGCCUCUAAGCUACAAACUCCCCGCGCUGAUCGAGAUGGAAACCAGUACCCAACCAUCGACUUUUGUUCCGUUCACCAAGGCAGAGCGAAUCCAACAGCUCGGCGAUAUUGACAAGAAUAUUGUCAAGCUCCUGCGGUAUACAGCACAAGCUGUACAAUGUCUAGGCAAAAGACCAGGGCAGGAUGAAGACGUCAGUAUGGUCGACACCGACCCAACCCAGCAAUUCAAAGAUUCCAUGGAUGAAUUUGUGAACACGCUGCGAACAGUGAAUGUCGGCAUGAAGCGCCAAAUUUGGGGGCUAGAAGAGGCUGGCAUCAUCUCUCUUGGCAAGAAGGAGCUCAGUACUAGAGAAGAGGGAGGUGAAGUGCAGGCAAGCAACGUCCGUAAUGGACUUCUCGAGCCAGAUGGAAGCGGAAAGAUUGGUGGCUUGGACGUCGGCUGGCUUAACAGCCGAAGUAACAAAGUAGAAAAGGACAUGGAGGCCGACCUAUGGGAAGAGGCCGAACAGACUCUCCAGCGACUUAUUACACAUCAGCGGCAACACGCAGGUUAAGAAGUCAAUAACAGCGCAUCGCUCCGAAGAGCAAUGCCAAUCAGCCUACAUUUACGACGCAAAAUCACAUACCAAAUUCGCGAUUCAAAGCAGGAGCUAUGCGGCAUUGACAAAAAAAAACUUGUGGCCGCUAUUUCGAGCUCAUCGAUUCCAGCACGAUACACAACGUUUCAGCUCAUCUCAUCUCUGUUCACACAGAUAGAGAAUUGAUUGAAUCCAAUGCUAUCCUCCGUGCCGAGUCAAUUUCCAGAAUUUUCGAAAGUCUUGGGCAAACGGUGAUUACACACUAGUCAUAGCUUAAUGAAAAUGACAAUUGCAAUAGAGUUAUCUUCCUUCAUGAAAAUUUUAGCAAACCCGUGUAUAACAU
Xylaria bambusicola is the source of this 1332-nucleotide messenger RNA. RefSeq lists its product as uncharacterized. The coding region runs from base 447 to 965 and encodes 172 amino acids. The transcript is spliced from 2 exons. The record is from RefSeq and is a predicted model, not a curated record. NCBI's taxonomy places the organism in Eukaryota, Fungi, Ascomycota, Sordariomycetes, Xylariales, Xylariaceae. Gene Ontology annotation, biological process: regulation of transcription by RNA polymerase II. Gene Ontology annotation, molecular function: transcription coregulator activity. Gene Ontology annotation, cellular component: mediator complex.